Rhopilema esculentum is the source of this 6829-nucleotide messenger RNA. Its product is annotated as UV radiation resistance-associated protein. The record is from RefSeq and is a predicted model, not a curated record. Gene Ontology annotation, molecular function: SNARE binding. Gene Ontology annotation, cellular component: lytic vacuole; endosome. NCBI's taxonomy places the organism in Eukaryota, Metazoa, Cnidaria, Scyphozoa, Rhizostomeae, Rhizostomatidae. Gene Ontology annotation, biological process: SNARE complex assembly.
AUCUGUCUCGAUUUCGAAUUACUCUCGAUUUUACCUCUAGGAGAUUCAUUUGGGUUAGUGAGAUGAUGUUUAGCUUACAAUAAACUGAGUAUUGGGAUGUAUAACUUGCACGAAGGAUGACGAUGCAUUAUGGAGAUGACUUUGGCUACAUAUUCUGAAAAUAUACGUGUUUGCGUCGUAGGAUUUAUAGUAUGUUUACCAGUACAAAUUUGAAAGGACUUUGGUCAACACAACCCGGAUUCACAUUACCAAAAAGGCCCCUUUUUGGCUCAAUUUCUUGUCUCAGACUGCCUGUAUUGGAUAUCGUAAGUGAUGGAAGGAGAAUUGAUGUUAAGGCCGCAACUUUCAAAGACUGAACUUUUGAAACUGGAGUCACAGCAAAGACAUUUGCGUCAUUUGUCUUGUGUCUUUGGACGGAAUAUAGACCCAAGUCUGCUGCCGGUUCUGAAGGCUGGUAGUAAACCUGGGCUUCUGCAUCUCUACUUCACACUUCAUGAUGCAGAUGACAAGACAGUUCUUUACCAAAGUGAAGUGAUUAAGAAUUCUUUGAACCCUAGCUGGAAUGAAUUUGAUCCUUCAGUUUUUCCAGAAAAGGCUGGUACAGCCUCUUCAAUUUUUAUUCUUCGGAUCUGGGCUUCCAGAGUAGAUAGCUAUCAGACAAUUAUCCGACUUCAUGUUGAUCUUGGAGGACUAAUGUCAGUAGGAGAUCAAUUAAAACAAGGGGGAAGUGCAAAAGAACCAAAUACAGUUAUAUUCAAAAUGUUUGGUCAGUAUUUCACAUAUACAGCUGGAUGUUUUAAGGCCUUGACUAUUGACCCUGAUAAAGACACCUCAAAACUGAUGUUUCUCAAAGUUGAUCAGGAUGCUGUUCUUUGGGCGUACAAGAAAUCAUCGCUCUUAAGGGUGCACUGCAUGCUUAAAGCUAUGCAUGAAACAAAACAGCAAGUGAAGAAAGCACGCUGUUUUAUUGAAGGAAACCUGAAGAGACAGAAAGAGCGCUGGUGCAAACUUUCAGAGAGAGAGUCUCUCCAUGGCCAGAUCAAUCGGCUUACCGAGGAGUUAGUGAACAUGAAAGGGAGCCUAGAAAGAGAGUCAAACUCGGCAAAACAAAGAAAACGACGCCUCACAAAGAAAGAAAAAGAACUGAAUUCUCGUCAGUUUGACUUGGAGCAGUACGUCUCGAGCAUGAAGAUUAGCCACUCUUCGCAUAUCGUUAAUCGUGAUACCCUGGUUAAAGUAAAUGCGCAACUGAACUACCGACGAAAGCAGCUGGCAGCCGAGCUCAGCUACAUCUUCCCAAUCUUCGAGAUCCCAGCAAAAGAUUAUUUGAAGAAAGAAUAUGCGAUCACUGGGGUGCGUCUUCCGGUUUCUGAUGCAUUGACAGGUGAGGCUGAUGAAAUGUUGUCGGUAGCUCUUGGCAACACUUGUCAUUUGGUUACAAUGAUGGCUAAAUUCAUGGAACUGCCUUUGAGGUACCCAAUGCGACCCAUGGGUUCUCGAUCGGCCAUACUGGACCUGGUCAAGGACAAGCUCGUAGACAGGGAACGGGAGUUUCCGCUGUAUUUGAAGGGCAAAGAAAAAUACCAAUUUCACUAUGGUGUUUACCUGCUCAACAAAGACAUCGCACAGCUGCGUUAUCACUGUGGACUGGGCACUUCAGACCUGCGUCAAACACUCUAUAAUCUGAGACAUCUUUUUGAAAACAAAUUUGGAGUUCGAAUAGUCGUAAAGCCAGACACAGAGACACUACAACAACGAAUCUCAUUGAUACCGCAUGGGCGGACGCUAUCUGAAACUGAUGAGCCGGACUCCGGAGUUGCUGUUAACUCGCCGGUCGCAAAAAGAGACGACAGUCGAUCUUCUGAAAGACCGCGGAGCUUUCACAGCGUAGAAAUGAAUGAUUAUGAGGCUUUGCAUAAGUCAAAAAGUCAAGGGAGCCUGCAAAAUCAAGGAGGAAAUUCUGGCCUCCCUGCCCCUUCCAACCGAACCCAAAUGCAUAGAUUAAUAAGUUUCAAAUCGAAAAAAGGACCAAGUCGAGCAAGAAGCCUGCCCGAUAGAGAAUCGCCUACGUCUUCAAAUUUGCUCCUCCAAGUUCCAUUCGAGGAAAUGGUGCAGGGUAAGGUUGAAAAUGUCCGAAGAAAUACUUUGCAAGAUAUACCAAGUGGUAAUUACGAAAAUGGAUUUCAAAAGCUACCUGAAAAAGGUCUAUCCAGCGAUGUUAUAAACAGUCAAUAUGGAGAUUUUGUAAUGGAUUCUGGGAAGAUUAAAACUGGAAGGGUUGCUCCCAAGUUUGAACAGGAUGAUUGCACAGAUAAAUUUUGUCUAGAGUGCCUCCGCAACGGUGAUAAGUGUAUUGACUGCACGCAUAGAAACCACGAUCCAGUAGGAGUUGAAGACGUACAAUUUGACGAAAGUAAGUUACCGGACACAGCUGGUUUGUACUCCCGGCAAGACAGUGAUAUUUUACUAAUUCCUGGUCCAUUCGACGACCACGACAAAAUAGAGUCUAUAGAAGACACAAAAUGUGCAAACGCGAUUUAACGUUCCUGUCGCGGUAUUCCCUAACAGUGUCACCUCCAACACCAUAGCAAUUUAUCAACAAGCUUCUAUCUCCAUACUUCAUGUGGGAAUAUUGGUCAACCAGAUUUCACUAGCAGCUUUCGAGCUCAAAGAUUAAUACACUUUUGGCUACUUAGCCUGCCUUUAAAAGUGUUUAUAUAAACAUGGGCGUCUGUUACUUUUAGACAAAUCAUAAGGUUGGAAGACAUCGGUUAUACAUGGUCCAUCGGAAUUUUCUUAUUGAAUUUAAUCAAUUUGCAAUUCAUAGAUUAUCAUACUUAUUCAUAUGUAUGUUUGUGACAGUUAAUGCUUUGUCGCCAAUCCUUUUACAUGUAGACGAGUGACAUGCCUCUCGGACACACAGUCCUUGGCUUUGUAGAUGCCAGCCGAGCCUGCUAAGAUUUUUAAUUAGCAAGGGUUAGUUGUAAGGUAGAUACUAUAUGAUAAUUUUCUAUUUUAUUCCAUUUUGAAGAAAUAUUCCAGUUAUGGUCUAUGUCCAAAAAAGGUAACUCCCUUGAGUUUUGACUUAGAGUCCCUCAGUUCAAUUUAAAUAGCCUUAAUUGAUUCUCCAGUCUAAUUUUGUAAUAGUUCUUAUUCCCUUAAAGGGUUAAAAAUACUAGACCCAAGGUAUGGAUGACACAGCAAUUUUACAUGGAAUUAUCUAUGAAGGUGCUUACUUUGAAACUAGAAUUUAACUCGUAAAUGAUCAGGGGUAUAUGCAAUAGGAACUGUUUUUUAGGAAGGAAGAUUUAAUAUUUAGAGGUAGGAGACUGGGGCCAUUUCAGGACUAUGAUGUUCACACUUAAAAUGUCUCAGCUGCAGUAUUUUCAAAAUUCUGUUAACUUUAUUUUUUGACCUUUUAAUGCACCAAAAUUUUCUGGUGAUUUAAAGAUCAUUGAUUUUCAUUACUUGGUGUUGGAAUGAUUAUGAGCGAAAUUUUGUAAAUAAAACAACGAUUUUUAUUCCAUUAAAUGAACAGAAUUAAUUCUUAAAGACUGUUAGUGAUUUUUGUGUGUAAUCAGUGUAAAUGGGAAGUGGCUCUGGGAUCCAAUAAAUAUUGAAUAGGCAUCUCAAAAAUAAAGUUAAAGUUACAUUUGCAAGAUGAUGAGUAGCCACCAAAAUACCAUUAAGAAUUAAUAAAAAACAUAUACACAAUAUGGUUAAGAACCAACUAUAAGGCAACACACACUCUGAUAAUACUCCUUCCAAAUAAGUAACAAUGUUGAUGGAGAUUCAGUGAGAUAAAAAGUUCAGUUCAAGUGAAUUUGUUGAGCUUUUGGCAAUAACAGGAGAAACUUGGUGAACUACCAAAUUAUGUGUAUCAAAGAUAUAUGUUUUCACAUUUUGUUGUUUUCAAACUUAUAUCUAGAAGCACAUCAACUAGCUCCCAGUUAUUUCAAAUGCAUCUUUGAUGUUUCAAAAUUAUAUAACUUAAAGUUGGUUUGUAAUUUUUUUUCCAGUUAUCAAUAACAUAUAACAAAUGUUGAAAUUAUCAAGUUUAAUAAACAAUGAGAAAAAUUACAUAGCUAAUGGCAGGGCUGCAAGUUAGACUCAAAUAAUGUUAUAUGAUUGGAUCUUUCUUAAUGCUUUUUAGAAACCCCACGGGGUUCACUUAGCCAAGAAACCCAGACUGUUAGUGACUCCUAAUCAAAGCAUGAAGAGACAGUUCUUGUAAUUUAUUAAAUUUUAUGGGUUGGAGGUUUAUUUCUUUCAGCUAGGAUUUCUACAAAAUUAGCUGUUUGAAUGCAAAGUUGUUGUUUGAUUACUUCAUCAUAAGGAAAAGAACUUUACCAUCAUAAAUUGACUUUGCAUUUUUUGUGAGAAUUUGGUUUAAAAACACAGCUUAAAAAUGAAACAGCAAUAGUUGCAAGCAGGAAAAAAGUUUUUGCUUAAUGCCAUUAAAAUAAAAUUACAUUGAAAGAUGUUUGUCAUUUUUUCCUAUAUGCUACAGCCUCAAAAUAAAGAUAAACCAAAUGAUAGCCUAUGAUACACUUAUAUCUGUUGCUUGUAUGCGAGGCUACAGUUCUUUGAAUUUAAACAAAAGGGUGUUUAAUAGAAUGUGAAACCAAAAUCACUAUGAUAUUUUGGGCAUAACUUGCACCCAUUCUCUAAUUCCACAGAUAUUGCUCAUGAUGCGAACAUGACCUUUGACAAGAAAGAUAAUUAUAUUGAAGAAGUUAUGACAUAUAAAAACUUAAUAUCAGUUUGUAAGAGUUACUCUUACAAAAUAAGGGUGGGACCUAAGUCUUAAAUUACAAAAACAGGAUUUAACACACUUAGUAUCUAAAACAGGCACAAUGCUGUUUUGAUCUCUAUUCUUUACUACCACUUAAACUACCAUUUUUGUUUUUAUAUAGAUGUUCUUUGAGGAAUUUUUCAAAUUCUCUGCUUGCCAUUACAUAUCCUGUGCCACCUUGGGCUAAAACAGCAGCUACUAAGAAUGGCCUUCUCAUAAAGUUUUCUGAAAAAUUCUCCGUGAAUUUUUCAGCUUGUGCCAAAAACCCACGUGAUCGACGGGCAAUAACAAGACCACCAACAGCUAGUGGAAUUACAGCGGCGGAUGCUGUGGCUAAAACAAACCCACGCAUAUAAGCACAAACAGAACAUCCAAGUUCCCUUGACUCGAGCUUCUUCGUUAUAAAAUACUGCCAACUUUUUGCAGCAGUAAGACCACAAAUUGGUGGAAGAAAUAUUCUUGCAGUUAGGGCCAAAGCAGGGUUUCUGUACGAGGUGGUAAUGACAGCAGCAACAAGUCCUGAGUUUAGACCAACCAAAAACUUGUGAUUGUCAAUGUCAAAAAGUCUGUCAACAUAAUCUAGAAUUUCAGUGAAUCUAUUCUCAAUUUUAUUGCGCUUUUCCUCACUUCCCACUUUGCCACCCUUGCCAGACAUACUUAUUCUCACUGCUUAUUUUGUAGAAAUCUUUUCUGUUCUUGUCGCUUCUCUCCUCCUGUGUCCCCUGUUCAGUGUUCUCACUUUGCUUCAUGUAAAUUUCCAUAAACUCGCACGAAAAUUUCCUCGGAUUUAAAUUUACGAAAACCUGCCAUUUUUAAAAGAUAUGGUAUAAACAACUUUGGCCAUGGAAAAAAGUGUCAAAUUGAGUCAUUCAUUUGCAUUAAAUCCGAAAACUACUCUUCCUUUUUCUUGUUAACAUAAUUAAAUAUUAUAAAAUAGAAGAAAACACAAUGCAAAAAUAAAUUUCAUCGAUAUAUACCUACAUGUAAUUUCUGGUUUUUGCUUUCCGCAACAACUUUUUACACAUUUCUAUACUUUUCUCAUUCCAAUUUCUUUGAUAUCGUUUUAGAAAGUUAAAUACUCUCAUCGACAAUCCAGCAUGCUACCUUAGUGCAUGGGAGGUGGCGGCGGCAUACUUGCCCUGCAGAAGAAACUUUGCCCUGGCAAAGGUUGAAACAGAAAUUGUACUGUAACAUUUCUUUUCUGGCACACGCCGCUUUUUUUGGGCACACUACUUUAGCAACAAACUGGAUUCCAGAUUUCUGACGGCACAAGGCUGUGUGACAACGCCUAGUUGGAAUUAAACCGUUUUUUCUUAGUUUUCUGGCAAGCGGUGCUUGUCUUUUUUGUAUGCUUUUUAGAAUAAGACACAAAUAUCGACCAAAGGUAUAACAUGUUUUUGUUUCAUAACAUAACACUUACGAAUAAUGCUAGUUUUUGUUUCAACGGUUACUUUGAAUUUUGCUAUGGAAAAGCAAGUUGAACUGAAACCAACAUGAUUGCUCUCUAGUCUCAUACAACACAGCGAGGUCUCAAGAUGGACGCUGCAAUGUGGAAUCAACACUGGGCUAGAGCAGCUCGAUCCAGUCUUUCUUGAGAUCAGUGGUCCCCAAUUGCAAAUCAGGAUUUAUUGUAGACAAGUGCACUAAGCUAAUUACUUAUAAAAGGGUCUUGAGAGUCUCCCAUGGGGGGGGGGGGGUGUUGGUUUUCUGUACAAUGGUACUCGUGUUCCCGUGUUCCAUUUGAAAGAAACCAAUGUUCCCGUGUUUCCGUUGAAAGUUAAAGAAUAUUCCCUUGUUCCUUUAAACUAGUAAUAAUGUUCUCAUGUUCCCAGUAGACAAUUUAAGUUGUUUCUGUGUUCCUGUACCAUUUGUUGCCAUGUUCCUUUAUUCCCCAAAACCCCUGGGAGAGCCUCAUAAUUUUGAUUAGAUUUGCAUCAUCACUAUUGUUAAAACUUCUGUCCGUUUUGACCAUAGUAUUUAUCCAUCCUGUCAUGAAACUUUUUACAUGAGAAAUUAUCAGGAGGUUAGCAAGAU